Molecule: messenger RNA, 1065 nt
Organism: Oikopleura dioica
Lineage: Eukaryota; Metazoa; Chordata; Appendicularia; Copelata; Oikopleuridae
Source: the annotation of a GenBank genome assembly
AUGAUUUACCUCAACAAAAAUAACCUCGGAUCAUGGGAGUUGCCUUUGUACCGGUUCGUCCAAAGUGUGAGAUUGAAAACACUGGUUGUUCAUGAAAACAGUUGGCUUGGAAGACUGAUGCCUAAUUCGCCAAAAAUCGUCCUUUUCGACUCCUGGAAUUCGGAAAUACAGCUCCCAAAGGACGAAAACACGCGAGUUGAAACGUCUUUCGCGACCAAAGUUUUUGCUCGUCCACGAAAUUCUCUUCAUAAGAAACUUCCACUAUCGAGGUUGAAAAAGCACGUCUUCCAUGUUAUUUCUUGCAGUUCAACGCACGACGCUGAUAUGAUCCGUUUUCUUCAACCCGAAUGCCCAGUUUACUUUUUCGAUGCUCCUCGUCUUCUCAUCGCUGUCAAUAAUUUUUACCGCUAUCACCAACUUCCUGCUCAUCCUGAAUCCUCAAAAGAUUUUCUUUCCCUUAUUUCUUCCCAGAAAACGAUUAAUACUCAACCCAUUCCCUCCUCAAUACCUUCCUCAAACCCUUUCAUGGAGCUGCUACCACAUGCUGGUCUUCUUGGACUCGUUUCUUUGGGAAUUUAUGAAUCUUUGGUGAAUGAAAAUUCCUGGAUUUCCUCAGCAGAUCUAGUUGAACAUGUGGUUACCUUGCAUAACUGCCUCAAUAUUGAUGAUCUGCUUUCGAUAUCAAAUGUUCCAGAAACUUGUCAAGAUGUACAAGAGUAUUUCUUGCAUCAAAUUCGCAGCUUGUGGAAAGAAGGAUACCUCGUCUCUGAAAACUCGACCCUGUUCUCUGGCUGGUGGGAUCUUGAACAAGACCAGUCUUCCGGCCAAAAGCUCUUUGCUAUAAAUUCUGAGAAACAGCAUAAACAGUCUUUAUACGCCUUUGGUCUUAUCAUUCAGCCGUUUUUGGAAAGAAUGAUGGAUUUUUGCGCUAGAAGACUAAAGAAACUUGAUGUUGAAGAAUUUGGGAGGGAAAAUGAGUGGCUCAAAACUCAGGAAUAUGAAGAUGAGGAGUUGUUUUUGACUGAAACGCUUGAUUUACUGAUUUAUUACGAUUUACGGAAAUAA